Maylandia zebra (zebra mbuna) is the source of this 3014-nucleotide messenger RNA. RefSeq names its product kelch-like family member 13 (gene klhl13). Gene Ontology annotation, molecular function: cullin family protein binding; ubiquitin-protein transferase activity. The record is from RefSeq and is a predicted model, not a curated record. NCBI's taxonomy places the organism in Eukaryota, Metazoa, Chordata, Actinopteri, Cichliformes, Cichlidae. Gene Ontology annotation, cellular component: Cul3-RING ubiquitin ligase complex. Gene Ontology annotation, biological process: protein ubiquitination; regulation of cytokinesis.
GUUGCUUAGCUACUGGGCUAUUCACUACCCUGAAAGGGUGAUGAGAAGGCAGGGCUUCUUCCCCCUCCUACCACGAGACAACUGUGAAUGCAGCAGGGCAAGUAGUCGUGGUGGAUGCAAUCUAUUGGCUUCUCAGUGCUGCCGCUAAAGUCACAACCCCGACUGUAGCCCGCACUGCCUUUACCAGUGUAUUUCUGUAGCUGCUGGUGCCGCUGCUGCUCUCCCUCCCCCUUAAAUGGUGUGGGCAGAGUGGGAUGGAAGACUGCAUUGGGAACCUUUUCAUGGAAAUGGUCUUUGCUGUUGGUAUUGCUGUAGCACCAUUCUGGUGACAACAACAUGCCGUUGAAAUGGAAAAGCGGUUCUCCUGUCAGCUGGAAAUUCCCAGUGCCAGUUCUUAAGACAUCCAGGUCCUCACCCCUUUCGCCUGCUUACAUCCACCAACACUCCUUUGUGGUUUGGACAACCCACUCUCUCCUCGCUGCCUGUCCGACUUACCACCUGACGGGAUCCCUCGUGGAGGACGACGACGCUCACAUGAAAGUUGCUCUGGGCUAUGGUGAUAUGGGCAUCUCUGCUCACCUUCAGGCAUCAAAGACUGGAAACACUCGAUUUUUCACAAGCAACACGCACAGCUCAGUGGUUCUUCAGGGAUUUGACCAGCUGAGGAUAGAGGGAUUGCUCUGUGAUGUCACAUUGGUGGCUGGCGACUGUGAUGAAGCUUUUCCUGUGCACCGUGCAAUGAUGGCCUCCUCCUCCGACUAUUUCAAAGCCAUGUUCACAGGUGGAAUGAAAGAACAGGAUUUAAUGUGUAUCAAGCUGCAUGGAGUAAACCGAAUAGGCCUCAAGAAGAUUAUUGACUUUAUCUACACGGCAAAGUUGUCACUCAACAUGGAGAAUCUGCAAGACACACUUGAGGCAGCCAGCUUCUUACAAAUCCUUCCAGUGCUGGACUUUUGCAAGGUCUUUCUCAUCUCUGGGGUUUCUCUGGACAACUGUGUAGAAGUGGGACGCAUUGCCAACACAUACAACCUCACAGAGGUGGAUAAAUACGUCAACAAUUUCAUCCUGAAGAACUUUCCCUCAUUGCUGGGCACGGGGGAGUUUGUCAAGCUACCAUUUGAACGCUUGGCUUUUGUACUGUCCAGUAACAGCUUAAAACACUGCACUGAGUUGGACCUGUUCAAGGCGGCUUGCCGCUGGCUACGCUUUGAAGACAGCCGUAUGGACUAUGCCCCAAAGCUCAUGAAGAACAUCCGCUUUCCUCUCAUGAACCCGCAGGAUCUCAUCAAUCACGUGCAGACUGUGGACUUUAUGCGUACGGACAACACCUGUGUCAACCUUCUCCUGGAAGCUAGCAACUACCAAAUGAUGCCCUACAUGCAGCCAGUUAUGCAGUCAGAACGGACAGCCAUCCGCUCAGACAGUGCCCACCUGGUCACUCUGGGUGGUGUUCUGCGCCAGCAGCUUGUUGUGAGCAAGGAGCUGCGUCUCUUUGAUGAGAGGGCUCACGAAUGGAAGGCGCUGGCGCCCAUGGACGCACCUCGUUACCAACACGGCAUUGCGGUCAUCGGCAACUUUCUCUAUGUUGUGGGUGGCCAAAGCAACUACGACACCAAAGGCAAAACAGCAGUGGACACGGUGUUCCGAUAUGACCCUCGCUACAACAAAUGGAUCCAGGUGGCAUGCCUUAAUGAGAAACGUACCUUCUUCCACCUCAGUGCACUCAAGGGACACCUCUACGCUGUCGGUGGAAGGAAUGCUGCAGGGGAGCUUGCUACUGUGGAGUGCUACAACCCAAGGACAAAUGAAUGGACAUACGUUGCCAAAAUGAAUGAGCCACAUUAUGGCCACGCUGGGACGGUGUACGGUGGUUAUAUGUAUAUUUCAGGUGGAAUCACUCACGACACUUUUCAGAAGGAGCUGAUGUGCUUUGACCCGGAUGCCGAUAAAUGGACUCAGAAAGCGCCCAUGACGACAGUUCGCGGCCUCCACUGCAUGUGCACGGUGGGCGACCGUCUUUACGUGAUCGGAGGCAAUCAUUUCAGGGGCACCAGCGACUACGACGACGUCCUCAGCUGCGAAUACUACUCCCCCGCCCUCGACUUGUGGACACCUAUCGCCGCCAUGUUGCGAGGUCAGAGCGACGUGGGCGUGGCCGUGUUUGAGAAUAAGAUUUACGUGGUGGGCGGCUACUCGUGGAACAAUAGGUGCAUGGUGGAAAUAGUACAGAAGUACGACCCCGAGAAAGACGAAUGGCACAAAGUUUUCGACUUGCCCGAGUCACUGGGGGGGAUCCGAGCCUGCACACUCACAGUUUUCCCCCCUGAUGAUAUGUCGGGCUCACCCUCCAGAGAGUCGCCGCUUUCAGCACCUUGAUGAGCAAAGGGGGUGAGCCCUACUCCGCUCAUACCCCCGUAACCCUUCCCCACCCCCCGACAGCCCCCCUCAACAAACACACCUUAUAGACUUUGUUUGCACUUCCUUUAUGGACAACAUCUGUACUGCAUCCCAAAUUACCCCCCCAAGUCCACAUCCCCUAAAGCUGUGCAGAACCCCGCCUCCCACAUCUGCGUGAUGAAACCUACAUACCAACAUGGUUUGGCAACCUAAUUACAUGUUAAUUUUGCAUACUUGGUAUAUUUUGGCAGGAAAAAAAACAACAACAACAAAAAAAACAACCUCCACUUGAAAAGUGACUUUGCAAAUCAACUUUUCUACCUGAUGUCCAGACUUUUCUUAUGUCUCGUUUCUUUUGGUGUUCUACCUUGAGAUGUUGACUACCACACUGACUCUCUCUUCUAGUCUAUGCCAGGUUAGAUGCAGGUGACGCCCUCCUCAGACAGCAAACGCAUAGGGACCGAUGAGCUUUUGAAAGACAAGUGGUUUUUAACUCAGGGGUUGGCCCAGGCCCCAUCUUCGUCUCUCUUGCAGUUUCACUUCUUUCCUGCUGUUGGUAUGAAACUGUUAACAAAAAUGGUGUUUUCUAAAUUUAAUAAACAUAAUUUUGAAAGUAA